Heterocephalus glaber (naked mole-rat) is the source of this 3203-nucleotide messenger RNA. RefSeq names its product chloride voltage-gated channel 2 (gene Clcn2). NCBI's taxonomy places the organism in Eukaryota, Metazoa, Chordata, Mammalia, Rodentia, Bathyergidae. Gene Ontology annotation, biological process: transmembrane transport; chloride transport. The record is from RefSeq and is a predicted model, not a curated record. Gene Ontology annotation, molecular function: voltage-gated chloride channel activity. Gene Ontology annotation, cellular component: plasma membrane.
GGCGCCCGCCGCGACCCGCCGCACUCUGCACUCGCCGCCCGGGCUGCGGGGACCCGACGGGCGCGGGCGUGGGCUCUGCGGGCCGGGAGCCGAGUCCAGGCCGGAACCGGCGCGGCGCAGGGAGGCGCGGAGAUGGCGGCCUCGGCGGCGGCGACAGAAGGGAUGGAGCCGCGGGCGCUGCAGUACCAGCAGACCCUGAUGUAUGGCCGCUAUACUCAGGAACUCGGGGUCUUUGCCAAAGAGGAAGCUGCCCGCAUUCGCCUGGGAGGGCCUGAGCCCUGGAAGGGGCCCCCUUCCCCGAGGGCACCCCCAGAGCUCUUGGAAUACGGACAGAGUCGUUGCGCCCCAUGCCACAUCUGCUCUGUACGCUGCCACAAAUUCCUAGUGUCCAGAGUGGGCGAAGACUGGAUCUUCCUAGUCCUGCUGGGGCUCCUCAUGGCGUUGGUGAGCUGGGCCAUGGACUAUGCCAUCGCUGUCUGUCUGCAGGCUCAGCAGUGGAUGUCUCAGGGCUUGAACACCAGCAUCCUACUCCAGUACCUGGCCUGGGUCACCUACCCUGUCGUCCUCAUCACUUUCUCGGCCGGAUUCACACAGAUCCUGGCCCCUCAGGCUGUGGGGUCCGGCAUCCCCGAGAUGAAGACCAUCUUGCGGGGAGUGGUGCUGAAAGAAUACCUCACCCUCAAGACCUUUGUGGCUAAGGUCAUAGGGCUGACCUGUGCCCUGGGCAGCGGGAUGCCCCUGGGCAAAGAGGGCCCUUUCGUGCACAUCGCCAGCAUGUGUGCCUCCCUCCUGAGCAAGUUCCUCUCCCUGUUUGGGGGGAUCUAUGAGAACGAGUCCCGGAACACAGAAAUGCUGGCCGCCGCCUGCGCCGUGGGAGUGGGCUGCUGCUUUGCGGCGCCCAUCGGAGGUGUCCUGUUCAGCAUCGAGGUCACCUCCACCUUCUUUGCUGUGCGGAACUACUGGCGGGGCUUCUUUGCCGCCACCUUCAGUGCCUUCAUCUUCCGGGUCCUGGCGGUCUGGAACCGGGACGAAGAGACCAUCACUGCCCUUUUCAAAACCCGGUUCCGGCUCGACUUCCCUUUCGACCUUCAGGAGCUGCCGGCCUUCGCUGUCAUCGGAGUCGCUAGUGGCUUUGGGGGAGCCCUCUUCGUCUACCUGAACCGGAAGAUUGUCCAGGUGAUGAGGAAGCAGAAAACCAUCAAUCGCUUCCUCAUGAGGAAACGCCUGCUCUUCCCAGCCCUGGUGAGCCUGCUUAUCUCCACUCUGACCUUUCCCCCUGGCUUUGGACAGUUCAUGGCAGGACAGCUCUCACAGAAAGAGACGCUAGUCACCCUGUUUGACAACCGGACGUGGGUCCGCCAGGGCCUGGUGGAAGAGUUAGGACCACCCAGCACCUCACAGGCCUGGAACCCACCACGCGCCAACGUCUUCCUCACCCUGGUCAUCUUCAUUCUCAUGAAGUUCUGGAUGUCUGCCCUCGCCACCACCAUCCCAGUGCCCUGUGGGGCCUUCAUGCCUGUCUUUGUCAUUGGAGCAGCAUUUGGGCGUCUGGUCGGUGAAAGCAUGGCUGCCUGGUUCCCUGAUGGCAUUCACACGGACGGUAGCACCUACCGGAUUGUGCCUGGGGGCUAUGCAGUGGUUGGGGCAGCGGCACUGGCGGGAGCAGUGACACACACAGUGUCAACGGCUGUGAUCGUAUUCGAGCUCACAGGCCAGAUCGCCCACAUCCUGCCCGUCAUGAUCGCCGUCAUCCUGGCCAACGCCGUUGCCCAGAGCCUGCAGCCCUCGCUCUACGACAGCAUCAUCCGGAUCAAGAAGCUGCCCUACCUGCCUGAACUGGCCUGGGGCCGCCACCAGCAGUACCGGGUGCGAGUGGAGGACAUCAUGGUCCGGGACGUUCCCCACGUGUCCCUCAACUGCACCUUCCGGGACCUGCGCUUGGCACUGCACAGGACCAAGGGGCGGAUGUUGGCCCUGGUGGAGUCCCCUGAGUCCAUGAUCCUGCUGGGCUCCAUUGAGCGCUCGCAGGUGGUGGCGUUGCUGGGGGCCCAGCUGAGCCCAGCCCGCCGGCGGCAGCACAUGCAGGAACACAGAAAGGCCCAGAUGUUGCCACCCUCGGACCAGGACGGUCUCCCCAGCCCCGAGACCUCCGUCCGCUUCCAGGUGAACACAGAAGACUCAGCCUUCCCCCCGGCCCAUGGAGAGACACACAAGCCCCUGAAGCCUGCUCUCAAGAGAGGGCCCAGCAAUGCCACCAAUGUCAGGGAGAGUUCUAUAGGCAACGUGGAGUCGGCUGGCAUUGCCCUCAGGAGCCUCUUCUGCAGCAGCCCGCCUCCUGAGCCUGCUUCGGAGUUGGAGAAGCCAGAAUCCUGUGAAAAGCGCAAGCUGAAGCGGGUCCGAAUCUCCCUGGCGAGCGACUCGGACCUGGAAGCUGAGAUGAGCCCAGAGGAGAUCCUAGAGUGGGAGGAACAGCAGCUAGAGGAACCUGUCAACUUUAGUGACUGCAAAAUCGAUCCUGCGCCCUUCCAGCUGGUGGAGCGGACCUCUUUGCACAAGACUCACACCAUCUUCUCGCUACUGGGAGUGGACCAUGCUUAUGUCACCAGUAUUGGCAGGCUCAUUGGAAUUGUUACCCUAAAGGAGCUCCGGAAGGCUAUCGAGGGCUCUGUCACAGCCCAGGGUGUGAAAGUCCGGCCGCCCCUCGCCAGCUUCCGCGACAGUGCCACUAGCAGCAGUGACACGGAGACCACAGAGGUGCACGCACUCUGGGGGCCCCGCUCCUGCCACAGGCUCCCCCGAGACGGCAGCCCUUCUGACAGUGACGACAAGUGCCAGUGAACCCCUUGAUGGGUGGCCUUGGAUGGUGGUAGCCACAUCCUUCCUGAAGGAAGCACCUACAGCUGGAGGCUGGAGCCCCGGCUUUCCGCCCAGACCUGGGGUGCUGGGUUCUCCCAGUCCAUCCUUCCUGAAGGCCGGCCCAGCAGUUUCCAAGGCCCAGGAGUUCGCCAAGGCUCUGGCAAGGCGGGGGCGGGGUCAUGCGGCCCCUGAUCCCCCUCUGAGGGGGAAAGGGGCAGAACUAAGAUGGAUUUAUACUGGAACCUCCAAUGACCAGAUGUAUAUAGAGAUUUACAAAGAUUUUUAUAUUAAUUUAAUAAAACAAAUUCUUAAAUAGAACAAAAUAAACACCUAAUGAGCCACUCAUA